Molecule: messenger RNA, 4486 nt
Organism: Labrus bergylta (ballan wrasse)
Lineage: Eukaryota; Metazoa; Chordata; Actinopteri; Labriformes; Labridae
Product: axin-2-like
Biological process (GO): positive regulation of protein kinase activity; negative regulation of canonical Wnt signaling pathway; positive regulation of proteasomal ubiquitin-dependent protein catabolic process
Cellular component (GO): plasma membrane; beta-catenin destruction complex; nucleus
Molecular function (GO): beta-catenin binding; molecular adaptor activity; protein kinase binding
Source: RefSeq, a predicted model, not a curated record
AGUGCGCUGCUCCAGCCUGUCGGCUCAGUUGGUGUUGGAGUCGCCUGCAGGAGAGACCUACCGUGCGGCAUGGCAGCCUGAAUGCACAGGGAGGAGAAAAAGGAGGAGGGAGAAAAGCGGUAGUUUUUUUUUCCUCUCGAGUGCAUUUUUCUCUCAGUAAAACCGACUCAAACCUGAACGGACUGUAUGUGGACGCGAGUACUGUGGAUUAUACGUGUUUUUUUUCUUCCCCAUGUGGAUAAAGCACAACAAGCGGAGUUUAAUUUGUGUGGAGAACUCGUGGAUCGAUGAGAGAAGACGGGCAGCCAGAGAGAAGCUCCCCGCUGACAUAAGAGAGUGAGGAGAUUACAGUAGAAGCUCAGAGGAGGCGAAACAGCACACAGGAUCUCUCUCCUGCUGCCUUCAGAGCCAUGAGCCGGGCACUUAUGGACCAUAUCGCCAGUAGUUUCAGAGAAGAUGCUCCACGACCCCCAGUGCCGGGGGAGGAGGGCGAGUCGCCCUGCUACCCCGGCAAACUCGUAAUCAUGAAAACCCUCGAACCCCCUAAAUCGGUUGUGUUCGGCUCUCCGGGCUCCUCGGCGAGGAGGAACGAGGAUGGUCUUGGGGAGCCGGAGGGGAGCGCCUCUCCGGACUCGCCGCUGUCUCGGUGGACAAAGUCUUUGCACUCUCUCCUCGGGGACCAGGACGGUGCUCUACUUUUUAGGACCUUCCUGGAGCGAGAGAAAUGUGAAGAUUCUUUAGACUUUUGGUUCGCCUGCAAUGGCUUCAGACAAAUGGACCUCAAGGAUACCAAAACGCAAAGAGUCGCCAAAGCAAUUUACAAACGCUACAUCGAAAACAACAGCAUUGUCGCCCAGCAGCUCAAGCCCGCGACCAAAACCUUCAUCCGGGACAGUGUCAAGAAGCAGCACAUAGACUCUGCGAUGUUCGACCAGGCGCAGACCGAGAUCCAGACGGACAUGGAGGAGAACGCGUACCAGAUGUUUCUGACCUCUGACAUUUACCUCGAGUACGUGAGGACUGGGGGCGAAAACCCCAACCACGUCAACUCGAACGGACUGGGCGACCUGAAAGUUGUGUGUGGAUACCUGCCCACGCUCAAUGAAGAGGAGGAGUGGAGUUGUGAUUUCAAAGCCAAACCCAAAGCGCUGGUUGGACUGUCGGUGAAGGUGCAGAGGGCCACCGUGUCCAUGAGGGAGGUGGAGGUGACGGAAAGCGGAUACAGAUCAUACAAGAGAGGAGAAUCACUCAACCCCUGCCACGUGGGCUCUUUCGCCCCCGUCAGCAGCACCAAUGACAGCGAGGUGUCCAGUGAUGCUUUGACCGACGACGCCAUGUCCCUGACCGACAGCAGUGUAGAUGGCAUCCCUCCGUAUAAACUGGGAUCCAAGAAACAGCUGCAGAGAGAGAUGCACCGCAACAUGAGGAUGAACAGUCAAGUCUCUCUCCCUGCUUUCCCUCGUACUCGCCAUCCUCCCAAGGAGAUGGUCCCGAUGGAGCCGGCAGAGUUUGCAGCCAAGCUCAUCUCCCGCCUGGAGAGCCUGAAGAGAAAGCAGGACACCAUCAACUCUCUGGAGGAGAAGCUGCAGCAAAUUCAGGAGGAGGAGGAAAGAGAAGAUACAGAGAUUAUUGCAAGUGCUCCCAUACUUUCUCCGCACCCCUUGGCCCUCCUGUCUUGCUCAUCCGAUGAGGACCCGCAGGCCAUCCUGGACGAACACCUCUCUCGCGUCCUGAAGACCCCCGGCUGCCAGUCCCCCGCAGUAAUCCGCCACUCACCUCGCUCCACCUCCCCAGAGCACAAGGCCUUCACGCGGGCAGCCUAUGGAAUCAAGACCCUUGUAAGGACGGGGCCCUCCGCUUCUUGUUCCAUCUCAAUCCUGAAAGUGGCCAUCCGGACCCUCGUAAGCAGGCAGAGCACAAAACACAUCCACCACCACUACAUCCACCAUCACGGCAGUCCCAAAUCAAAGGAGCAGAUUGAAAGGGAGGCAGCCCUCAGGGUGCACGGCCUCUGCUCCAGCAGUGGCGAGUGCCAGCCCUGCCAGCCUUACCAGCGCAGCCGCAGCCUGGGCAGAGAGAUGUGUGGGUCCGUCUCAUUGGACAACAACAGCACAGGGCGAUCCAGCUCUCUUUCCAGGCGCGUGUGUCGAGCAGGGGCUGAGGAUGGAGCAGCCGAGAGGUGUAUGGAGGACUGUGGUCCCUUACAGCUGCCCACCGACACAGCUGACCCCACCCAAAAUGUGCUGCAGUGGAUCCUGGAAAGUAAACGACAAGGCCGGCACAAGUCUCACAGCAACCAGAGCACCAAAAAAUCCUUUGGAGGCUCUUCCACCCAGACGCACACGUGGGGUGGUGGUGGAAGCUGUGGCCACCUACGUAGCCACCAGCCGGCCCAGCCAUUCAUCCAGGACCCGGCCAUGCCUCCUCUGCCCCCUCCCAACACUUUGGCCCAGCUGGAGGAGGCCUGCCGCAGACUGGAGGAGGUCUCCACCAAGACCACCAAGCAAAGGCAUUCAGUGUCCAGUGUCCAACAAGAGAAGAGCCUCCUAGUGCCUGUCCAGGGUGAGGGGUCCGUCCCUCUGUCUUCAGCCAAUCCCAGCCCUGCCGGCCUUCCUACCAGCAGCCCUGGUCUCCAAUCAGAAGAGAUGAAGGAGUGUAAAAAGGGUUCGGGGGUGUGCGGCGGCGAGACAGUGGUGACGUAUUUCUUCUGCGGUGAGGAGAUCCCCUACAGAAGGACCAUGAAGAGCCACAGUCUCACUUUGGGUCACUUUAAGGAGCAGCUUCGCAAGAAGGGCAACUACAGGUACUACUUCAAAAAGGCCAGCAAUGAGUUUGAGUGCGGUGCCGUCUUCGAGGAGGUGUCAGACGACGGCUCCUUGCUGCCCACCUAUGAGGGCAAGAUCCUAGGCAAGGUGGAGAGGAUGGAGUGAGGACGUCCCCCCUGUUGAUGUGGAUUAAACUCCUAUGAACGCUUCGACCUCCUGUGGAUGUACUUCUUCACGUGCUCAGAAACACGACGUCUGUGUCUUUUUAAGCUAAGACUGCAGGACUGGAGAUUUUUAAGGAACGUCUGCUAGAUGUGGGAAGAUGAACUGGACACAAGAAGAUGAUGCUCAAAAAGAAAGGAAGACAAAUGAUCGCUAUCAAAGGACCUUGAAGUGAAGAAAACAAAGGAUUGUAUGUUGCUGGACUGAAACAUUUCCUGUGUUUCCAGAAGAGAAAACUUUAGAGACUCCAGGUGAAUGACCACUCCUCAUAGAGGCGGGGCGGUGGGUUCAAAUCUGAGACUGACAGCCCACCUGCCCCUGCCCGUGUUAGCAUCUGCCCUGUGGCACCUGCUAGCCCCUCACUUAUAUGUAUAUGCAAGUAUACAUGUACAUUGCAUUGUAUUGUGAUGCUCGUAUUGCUGUGUAAAGAUUAUAUUGCUAUUUAUUGGAAAUAUCCCUGCCCCGACCCUUUUAUUCUUCCAUGGACAAGCUGCUUGGAGUUGGAGAAACUUCUCCUAUUUUUCCAAAAAUCCUAGAUGAUUAUUAUUUUUCAUUCCCUUCUGUGCAUCAGUUCUAGAGCAAAGGAAAUGGGUUUUAUUCAUUUUCUGCCCCUCAUGUUGAACUGUAAACUUCAAAGAUACCUCUUCAAUAACUCCACUCCUGUUCCUGGAGGUUUGAGUGGGACAUCUCUGCUCUCUCGGCGGGAGAGCUUACUGCUGAAGCUUUGAGAACGGUUCUCUUUUCACUUAAAAAAAAAAAAAAAAAGUCCGAUAAUAUAUUUACUACUGCAGUGCUAUUUGUGGUUGUUGUCCCCAUCUGCUCUAAAUGGGCCCUGGGUGUACUUUGAAAAAGGAACUCAAAAUGCUAUUAAUGUUUAAUUCCCUUCUCUGGGACUCUGCCCAGCUAGCCUUGAUCUGUCACGUCUUAGUGCCUUUGUUUCAGUGGCGCAGGCAUCGCACAAAUCGCCUACGUAUUUGCUAAGAGAGGAAGCUGCCCUGAACAGGUCCCCAAAAUGUGUUUACACCAAUGUUCAUAUUUACCAACACAAAGCUCUAUAUGUGCUCCCCAACGUGCUUACCUUUGUGACUGUGUGACUGACAUGUCGUUGAGUAGGGCUUACUCUGUGUGUGUAUUUGAAGCCUGCACUAUGAGCUGCAGAUGUUAACGAUGGUGGUGAUAUGCACUAUGUCCAUAGUGUUUAAACUGAGUACAGUAGCUGUGCCUACAUGGAUUCUUGCCGUGUUUUACCCAGUUUUCAGGGUCCUUUUACUCCCUUGGUUUUCACAAGGGGCCUUAUGUUGAAAAGAUAUUUUUAUGCCUUUUAGUAUCCGUUUCAUCAUGUUUAUGUUUUAUAAUAUUUUUCAUGGCUUCCUUGGCUCCACUUGUAAACUGUAAAUUAUGCGUUCUAUAGAGCUCAGUUGAAAAGAUGCCUCGGUACUUUAAUUAUUGUAAUUAUGAAGAGAUGUAGCCUUUAUUAAAAUGUUCUAUUUUUCAAAUUA